This is a messenger RNA of Microthlaspi erraticum, 1071 nucleotides long. The record is from the annotation of a GenBank genome assembly. Lineage: Eukaryota; Viridiplantae; Streptophyta; Magnoliopsida; Brassicales; Brassicaceae.
AUGGUUGUACCCAUGGCGAGCUUGUUGAAAUGGCAAACGAUGAAUAUGGGGUUGAUUAGAAUUCUGAGCUUAUUGAGGUUUCGUACCCAUUGCCAGCUGAUAUUAUCCAGGGGGGUACCUAUCGAUUCUCCUCCUACGUUUGUAACGACUGAUAGGCAAGUUCAAGUCUUGGUAGAACUAAGUCGACUGCAUGUUAUACGGCUGAGUGUUUCGAGCAAGCGGAUGAAUACUGCGAAAAGCGAUUUACCAGAUGGUGAUAAUGUCGGAUCGGAUAGCGAGUGGGGCUUGUCUACUGAUGAUGAAGAUUGGGAUGCACAGGCAAACGAAUACGAUGAUGCAGACGAUGAACCCGUAGAUGAACCAAGACCAACAACCGAUUGGACCAAUGGUGAGAUUGAUGAAGCAGAAGCUGAUUAUAGUGAGUAUGGCAGAAUCCCAGACGAAGAUGUGCGCGAGAAAAAGGUUCCGCUUGAUGAUAUCCGGCUCAAAGGACGCUGCUAUAAUGAAGGAGGCCAUUUUGAUAAGUAUAGGGACGCCGUUAUCAAGGUUGGACAGCGUUUUGCAAGCAAGGAUGAACUUCUAAAUAUGUGUCGAUUGAUGGCUGUAGUGCACAGAUUCUCGUUUCGUGUCUUCAAGUCCUCACCAGCUCUCUUUGUUGCCACUUGCAACGUAAACGGAUGUGCAUGGCGAGUUAGGGCGUCUCUGAAGAACGAGGCAAUCGCGUUUUUCGUCACAAAGUAUGUGAGCAGUCAUACUUGUUCUGUCGCCGACCGAGUAGCGAACCGGAAAAGCUGCACACCAAAAUAUAUCGGCGCCUUAUUCAUAGAGAGGGUUGGGAUUAUCGAGGGAAUUGUGCCUGAACACAUCGUCAUAUCCAUGAAAGUGAUGUUCGGCUUGAAGCUGAACUAUACGACAGCAUACAGGUCUUUGAGAGCUGCUCAUGAAUACGUCAGAGGGACACCUGAAGACGGGUAUGCGAACUUGGCUUCAUACUUGCAUAGAACGAAGGAAGCAAACCCAGGAACUAUUACCGACCUUGUCCGGGAUAAACUUGAUCGCUUCAAGUACUGA